AUGGCAAUACCAGUGGGACUGAGGUCCAUCAGAGAGUCUUUUGCUUCUCUCCAUGGCUUUCUCACCGUUGACGUUCAUGGUGGCUUGAUGGUAUGCAACCCUAGCAUGGAGCAGGUCAUUAAGUUGCACAGUUCCACCAGAUUCGUGGGAUACGAUCCGAUUGAAGGUCAACAUAAGGCAUUGUUUGUUGAAUCGAGAGAUCAUCGUUCUUCUGUUCAUCGUCAUCUAGACCACAAGGUGUUAACAUUGGGAGGAGGAUCAUGGAGACACAUUGAGGGUACCCCUGGACCUUAUGAAGCGAUAUCAGUGGGAGUAUGCGUCAAUGGUGUCAUCUACUAUGGUGCUCGUAACUCAGCCGAUUUUAGGAAUCCAGUUAUGGUGUGUUUUGAUGUUAGAACUGAGAAACUAAGUUUUAUCCAAGCACAUGCACCUCUCGUUAAAUGGGGUAAGUAUUCCAUAUUUAUAGAUUACAAUGGGAAGCUAGCUUCUAUUGUGAGAUACCCUUAUGAUCGUUUCAAUAGUUUUGAUUUAUGGAUAUUAGAAGACCCCGAGAAACAUGAAUGGUCAAAGCAACAUUGUGUGUUUCCCUCCUCCGUGUGGGAUUAUGUUUGGGGCUUGGAAAUGUCUUUUCCAGGAACCAACAAGGAUGGGGAGAUCAUUAUGGCUCCAACCAGCUUGUCACCUGAGAUUGGACCCUUUUACAUUUUUUACUACAAUGUUAAAACACAAAACGUUAGAAGAGUUAGGCUCCUAGGCAUUGGAGACAAUAAAGAGUUUAGACGCUCUUAUGGAUUCUUAAAGCAGCGUGAUUGUUUUGUCCGUAUCGCACCUCAACAUGUACACAGUAUUGCCUCUCUCUGA
Molecule: messenger RNA, 861 nt
Organism: Brassica oleracea var. oleracea
Lineage: Eukaryota; Viridiplantae; Streptophyta; Magnoliopsida; Brassicales; Brassicaceae
Product: putative F-box protein At1g32660
Exons: 1
Coding region: 1-861 (286 amino acids)
Source: RefSeq, a predicted model, not a curated record